AUGGGGAUCCUUCAUGUGGCGAUUCUAGCUGUGAUCAUCUGCAUAGCCACAUCGGCGAUAUGGCCGGCAGUCGCGGAGGUGAUUGGCGGGGGAGAGCUUCCCGGUCCCGAGGACAUUUCCUUGGACGACGACAAUGGCGUGCUCUACAUCGGCUGCUCCGACGGGUGGAUCAAGAAGGUGUCGCGAAAGACUGGCGAGGUGGAGAACUGGGUGAAUGUGGGAGGCCAUACGCUUGGGGUUGGGCUGCUCAACAUCACUCGGGAUAAGAGCUUGCUUUCCAUGUUGAUUCGAGAGCUUUGUUUCCAUUGCUGUGAUCUCGCUGGAUCCGGCACAGCGUUGGGUAAUGGAUUAGACGUUGCGAAGGAUGGCACCAUCUACUUCACGGAUGCGACGAGCAAGUUUCUGCUGGAGAAGGCCAAACUGGACGUCCUCCAGUGCCGCCCAAACGGCAGGCUCUUGAAGUACGACCCCGCGACUCGCACCACCACAGUCCUGCGGAAGAACAUGUUUUUUGCGAAUGGAGUCUCGCUCUCUGCCAAGGAGGACUUUCUAGUGGUGAGCGAGACAUCCAUGGUGAGGUGCAUGAAGUACUGGCUGAAAGGUAAGAAAGCGGGAACCAUGGAGUUGUUCAUGGACAACUUGCUGGGGCAGCCGGACAACUUCAAGCGCGAUGGCCAUGGCAGAUUUUGGAUAGCAUUGGUGUCGGGGAUGAGCAAUACCAGCAUUGGAGUACAUCAUAGCGCAACCUGAAGUUCUCGA
Molecule: messenger RNA, 759 nt
Organism: Selaginella moellendorffii
Lineage: Eukaryota; Viridiplantae; Streptophyta; Lycopodiopsida; Selaginellales; Selaginellaceae
Product: protein STRICTOSIDINE SYNTHASE-LIKE 5-like
Exons: 6
Coding region: 1-750 (249 amino acids)
Biological process (GO): biosynthetic process
Molecular function (GO): strictosidine synthase activity
Source: RefSeq, a predicted model, not a curated record